Messenger RNA from Exserohilum turcica Et28A, 1092 nucleotides. RefSeq lists its product as uncharacterized. NCBI's taxonomy places the organism in Eukaryota, Fungi, Ascomycota, Dothideomycetes, Pleosporales, Pleosporaceae. The coding region runs from base 24 to 968 and encodes 314 amino acids. Gene Ontology annotation, molecular function: oxidoreductase activity. The transcript has a single exon. The record is from RefSeq and is a predicted model, not a curated record.
CCCAAUUCCAUACCACCACCACAAUGGUCAAGAUCAUUUUCGGAGGCUUCGGUCUCUCCGACCAGGCAUACUUCAACACACCCGAAGUGCGCAGUCAGGUCAUCGACACGCUCCUCAGCAACGGCAUCAAGAACAUUGACACAGCACGCAUAUACCCCGGUUCCGAAGAAGCCAUUGGCAAGCUCGAGAAGCGCAAGGAAUUCACCAUUGACACCAAGCUCCCCGGCGGCUUUGGCCCCGGCACCGCCACCAAAGACGGCGCCAUCAACGACUCGCAAGACUCGCUGAAGCGCCUGCAGCUGGACCAAGUCGACAUUCUGUACAUCCACGCUCCCGAAACCAGCAUCCCCAUUGAAGAGACGCUCGAGGGCAUCAACGAAGCCUACAAGAAGGGCGUGUUCCGCCGGUUCGGCCUAAGCAACUACGCCGCCGAGCAGGUGCAGCAGAUCUACGACAUCUGCAAGGCCAAGGGCUACCCGCUGCCGCAGGUGUUCCAGGGCAACUACAACCCCGUCGCACGCCACUACGAGGCGCAGCUCUUCCCCACGCUGCGCAAGCUCGGCAUCCAUUUCUACGCCUACUCGCCGCUGGCCGGCGGCUUCCUGACCAAAACAACGGCCGACCUGGAUGCCGGCGGCGGCCGCUUCAACAAGGACGCCCUCGGCGGCUUGUACAGCAAGCUCUACGACCACGAGCCCCUGCGCCAGGCCCUCACCAAGUGGAACGAAAUCGCAGAGAAGGAAGGCGUGUCCAAAGCCGAACUCGCCUACCGCUGGGUCGCCCAUCACAGCGCCCUGCAGGGCGACGACGACGGCGUCAUUUUCGGUGCCAGCAAGCCCGCGCAGGUCGAGCAAACUGCCCAGGGCAUCAAGAAGGGCAAACUCAGCGAUGAGGCUGUAAAGGGCAUCGACGAGAUUUGGGAGAGCGUCAAGAGUGUUGCUCCUGUGGAUAACUAUCAUUCUAGGUAGAGGGUGGGAUUGUUGCUGGAAAGACAACUGUGGCUUGUGGAAUGAGGCAUACAAAAUAGAUAUACUACAGUACAAUGAAUGAAUGAAUGAAUGAAUGGAUAAAUCAAUAAAUGAAUAAAUGGAU